AGUCAACAGUCUUUCAGUACACCCAAUGAGCACACACAAGUGUCGCAAAUAAUUCUAUAAAUACUCUCAAUAUUUAUUUAAUAAAAAAUGUUUAAAUUAAAUGUUAUUAUAGUGCUGCUAACAGUGUUGGUGCAGUGUAGUAGUAGCUAUAAGUUGCUAUGUUUCUUCCCAUUCCCGAGUCGAAGUCAUGCCAAUUUAGGGGAGGGGUUUGUGAAAUAUCUCCUUAACGAUGGACAUGAAAUCACAUACGUAACUCCGAUACCGAUGAGAAGCACCCACGAGAGGCUGCGUCAGGUCGACGUUGGCUCAUUGAUGGAAUUCGCUAAAGGGUUAAACUUCCACGAAGUGCUGAAGCUAGAAGCCGACGACCGGCAGAUCCUGAUGGUGAUGCAUGUGAUGAACACGAUCUCGGAGCUGGCGGUGAAGCACGAGCGCGUACAGCAGUUAGUGAACCGCCCUGGGGAACACUUCGACGCAGUGAUCGUAGAGUGGAUGUUCAAUGAACUCUAUUCAGGUUUCUCCGCCGUGUUCAACUGCCCCCUAAUCUGGUCGGCAUCCAUGGACGUGCACUGGCUGGACGUCCGCAUCAUGCACGAGGCCCCUCCAGUCUCCUACAGUGCCUAUGCCGUAUCUGGAACAGCCCCCCCUUUUACGCUGAAACAACGUGUGUUGGAACUGUACGAGAGGGUGAAGGUUGUGCUUCUUCAGAAAUGGUUCAUAUCAUCUAAAGAAAUUCAACUUUACUACGAAGCUUUCGGCCCAGCAGUAGAAGCAAGAGGCAGGGAGUUGCCUCCCUACGAUGAUCUACGUGUGAAUGGAUCUAUGAUGUUUGGGAACAGCCACCCCUGUAUCGCCGAUGCCAUUAGUCUACCUCAGAACUACAAGUUCAUUGGAGGCUACCACAUUAUUGAAAAAGACAUGGAGCCUUUACCAAAUGCCUUAAAGCAACGGAUGGAUGAAUCGAAAGACGGUGUAAUAUUCUUUAGUUUGGGAUCAAUAGUAAACACACAAACCAUUUCUGAAGAAUUCAAGAAUAAUCUACUACAAGUAUUUGCGUCUUUGAAACAAACUGUGAUAUGGAAAAUGGAUGCCAGAACCAAAAACGUACCAAAAAAUGUUGUUCUAGUCAAAUGGGCCCCUCAGCAAAGCAUUUUAGCUCACCCGAACACGGUCCUGUUCAUCACACACGGGGGUCUGCUCUCCAUCAACGAAGCCAUACAUUUCGGAGUCCCAGUACUCGGCACUCCACUGUUCGGUGACCAGUUCAUGAAUAUCGGCAAACUAGUACAGAAAGGCAUGGCCAAGAGUGUCAGACUCUCUUCUGACCUUCAGCUGCAUUUGAAAAAUGCUAUUGUUGAGAUGGUCAGUAAUUCUAGUUACAGACUAAGAGCGCAGGAGUUGUCGGAGAUAUACCACGACCGUCUAGUGAAGCCGGGAGAGGAGAUAGCGCACUGGGUGCGACACGUGGUCCGCACGGGAGGCGCUCCACACCUUCGGUCCCCUGCACUCCUGGUACCCUGGUACCAGGCCUUCUACUUGGAUGUGCUCGCUUUAGCGUUUGUUGCGUUUUAUGCAAUCCUGGUUGUGUUUAGAUUGUUGAUUGGAAAGAGGGUGUUGGUUAGUGAUGUUAGGUGAAUUGAUGUAGUUUUAGUUAGGUUAAUUG
Molecule: messenger RNA, 1663 nt
Organism: Plutella xylostella (diamondback moth)
Lineage: Eukaryota; Metazoa; Arthropoda; Insecta; Lepidoptera; Plutellidae
Product: UDP-glucosyltransferase 2
Molecular function (GO): UDP-glycosyltransferase activity
Source: RefSeq, a predicted model, not a curated record